AUGGGAAGCAAACGCAACUCUCGGGAAGCAUCUGAGUCCCGGACUGCUUCCAUAGACUCAGCGUAUCCUGUUAACCCAAGACGCAUCCGUUCCCAUUCCCUUGACCUGCUGAUUCGUAAACUGAGUACUGGGGCCAGCAAGUUGGAUGACAAGCUGACUGACAUCCUGAGCACUGUGGGGGAGUUUGGCCCCUUCCAGCAGAGGCUGGUGGCUUUAACCUUCAUCCCCAGCAUCCUGUCAGCCUUCUUCCUUCAUGCUGACAAUUUUGUUUUCACUAUCCAGCAGCCCUAUUGCAAUACUAGCUGGCUUCUGGCUUUCUACCCCAAUCUGACCGUGAGUCAACUGAUGCAUAUGACCUUGCCCAAAGAUGAUAAAGGUGAGUUCCUUACCUGCCUCAUGUUCUCUCCUGACUUCAUCAAGACAAAAGUCACCUCCCAAUCUAACAUCAACGACACCCAGCCCUGUCAAGAAGGAUGGAUCUACCCUAAGGCCAAGAGGCGCUCGCUAAUCAGUGAGGCCCAUCCCUGGGCAUCAGUGAUGGGAGGGGUGCGGGGGGCGGCUCUGCGUGGAGGCUCAUGGCCAAUCCCCGUGCACCACCCCCAGUUUGACUUGGUGUGCGGCAAGGAGUCACACAUCGACAGCGUGCAUACCAUGCUCCUGGCAGGGGUGCUCAUCGGGUCCAUUGUCUUCGGGAUCUCCAGCGACAAGCUGGGUCGCUAUACCACCUUCCUGAUGUCACUCCUCGGGCUGACGGUCUUUGGCUUCGGAACGGCUUUUGUCAGCACUUUCCACCAGUAUCUCUUCUUCCGCUUCUGCGUGUGCCAAGCCGUGAUGGGCUACAUCAUCAGCAGUUUGUCUCUUGCCACUGAGUGGCUGGUGAACCAUCACCUGAUCCACGCCGUCGUCCUGAAGUUCUGCUUCUUCUCCGUUGGGAGCAUCUAUCUGGCGGGGCUCGCCCACAUGCUGCCGCACUGGCGGCUUCUGUUCCUGAUUGGCAGCAUGCCCGUGUUCCUGCUCCUCUUCUACAUCUGGUUUCUCCCCAAGUCCCCCCGGUGGCUGAUGGUGAGAGGAAAAGUGGAUGAGGCGAAGAAAGUGCUGCACCAGGCCGCCCUGGUCAAUGGCACAGUCAUUCCAGAGACACUGAUGAUGAAGCUUCACCUGCCCAGAAAGCCUGGGGCCAGUGGAUCUAUCAUGGACUUCUACAACUGUAAUUACCUCCGUAAGGUGAUCCUGGUGCUCCUCUGCGCCUGGUUUUCUAUCAGCUUCAACUACUUCACAAUGAUACUGAAGAUGAAUGAUCUGACCAUGAACAAGUACCUCACCUUCUUGAUCUCUGGACUCAUGAAGGUGCCCGCACAGCUGAGCUGCAUCAUCCUUUUGGAGAAGAUAGGGAGGAAGCUCAGCCUGGGCAUCAUGUUCACGCAAGGCUGUCUUCUGAGCAUACUCAUCCUUAUCAUCCCAUCAGAGUCGAAAACCACACUGCUCUUGCUGCUCUUCAUCGGACAGCUCCUCCAGGCCACCACCAUCACUGUGUUCUUCAUCUACUCCUCUGAGCUGUUACCCACUGUCCUCAGGGCCACAGGGCUGGGGCUGGUGAUGCUGGCCUUCGUGACAGGAGCCAUCGCGGCCAUCAUGCUCCUCAGCCUGCUGAUAGGAAGCCUCCUGCCCAACUUCCUGUGCUGCUGCUUCUCCUUCCUAAGCUUGUCCGUCAGCUGCAUGCUGCCAGAUGUGCAAAACCAGCCUUACGACUUCCUGGAGCAUUUGCCAGAAUACAAUGUAGCUAACUCCCUCUUCUCUACCAACUUCUACAGGUCUUCGUCUUUGGACUCUGAUGAUAGCAUCAUCGAUGAUAUGUCUGAGGAAGUGUUGAAGAACACAUUCUUCAAUGCCAUCAUGUGGCAGUUCAGCCAGAGGGACCUAGGUUGA
This is a messenger RNA of Sorex fumeus (smoky shrew), 1926 nucleotides long. RefSeq names its product solute carrier family 22 member 14 (gene SLC22A14). The coding region runs from base 1 to 1926 and encodes 641 amino acids. Gene Ontology annotation, molecular function: transmembrane transporter activity. The record is from RefSeq and is a predicted model, not a curated record. The transcript is spliced from 12 exons. Gene Ontology annotation, biological process: transmembrane transport. NCBI's taxonomy places the organism in Eukaryota, Metazoa, Chordata, Mammalia, Eulipotyphla, Soricidae. Gene Ontology annotation, cellular component: membrane.